GUUUAGCAUUGUAUUUGUGUAAUAUUAUAUAGUUUUCUGGGGAAUUACAGUGAUCACAAUCAAGAUGCGGAGAGUACAUAACCUUAUGAUUCCCAGUUAUUGUAGAUAAAAUUUCAGUUUGAAGGAUAGGCCAUGCAGGCUCCUAGGAGUGGUCGCCUCCUGAAAAUAGGAUGGCAAAAUAAAUGACACACGGACCGUGUACAGUCUAAGUAUGGCAUUUCCGGAAUGUUCAGUGGGAAUACCACGAUGUCAGUCAUGGAUCUCACGCAGCAUUUUAAUAGUUUUCUUGAUGACGAGUAUCAGCUGGCGACGGCAACUGCAAAUUUCCUACGGUUGAAUGACAGCAAACAGACUACAACAGGGGUCACCAAAAGUCAAGACCAUUUAAAUACAGGUUCAAGAAUUUCACGGAAUUUACAUGGUUUUGUGAACGAAAAAUACGAAGGAAGCAAUACAGACGAUUACGUGGAUUUGGAGUCUAACAGGAAGUCCAAACGACCUUCGUCGAUGGCAGCUGCUUUGUCUCAGCUUUACGAUCAAUAUGAAUCCAAACUCCGAUGUCAAGAAGACGAGAAUGAUUAUGACGAUGCAUGGCCUAACUCGCCUCUGUUGAAUCGCAGUGGGCCAAUGGCCGGGCCAAUAUAUCACCUCAUGAGUUCAAAGGUGGCAACUUUACGAGAUGGCCUUCACAGCGAUCGACGCCAAAAGCGCCACUCAUCAGACGAAAAACCACUAAUAUCAUAUGAACCGGAGGAAUCGUCUUAUAUAAAUCCCUCUACUUCAGACUUAAGUAGAAAAAGAAGCGUUUUUUACCUGAAUGAAAGCGCCAACAACUUGAAAGCUCAUGCUGAGGUAGUCGAUGCAUGUGGUCAGAAUUUCGGUAGUUGUUCAAUAACUGGCUUGGAAAAGAAGUCUAGAAGUCAGCUUCCGCGAAAUGCGCUGCUGCAAUAUUUCGGUAAAACUACAGUCAGACCAGAGGAAACGUCGAAUAUCGAUUUAACCAGGCCUAUUUUGGAACUUACAGAACCUUCAUCCCUUUCUGGUAGAAAAAAAAGCUCAUUCGUUCUUUUGCGCAUACUUGACGAUGAAUUGGUGUUAGAAGGACGGGCGACCCCAAGCAACGAAAACAUCAGCGCUCGUCGUGCAAAAGAACCAUUUGCCACAAAAAUACGGAAGCGACUUUCUAUAGAAAAAAAGAAAAAUGGCAAAACCACUAACAGUGUACUCAGGAAAAGAUCUAGUCCAACGAUCGGAAUCUCUAUUACGGAAAAGCCUGAAAAAAAAUCCGUAAUCGAUUUAAGAGAAGCCGAAUUAGAGGUUGGUCUAUACGGAGAAAUUAAUGAUGGGUUUGAGUCAACAAUAAAUUCAGAACGCAAGUUGUCUCCGAGACGCAGUGGCAUUUGCAUGGACAUAUUUUUAUGCAUGGGAUGCAAGUCAGGUUCUUCUCAGUAUAGGCAAACGAUAGAUGAUGACGAGCUGGCUCCCGUCGCCAAAAGUACAACCCUAUCGACCCCGAUACAUGGUAAUAAAGUUAUUGAUUCAUUUGAACUUAGAAGAAUUGUGUAUUGUGGAACAGAACACGCUGAAAAUCGAGGAGUUCAUCUACUUACGUGGCUCUAUCAUGCUACAUAUUCAACAGAGCACGCUGUAGAAUGCCAUGCUGCAGCAUGUGAUGACCUACAACAUGCUAAAUCUCUUGCGACCUCCCUCGGAGAAUCAAUCAGAAAAGCUGUCAGCAAGUGACUAUUUGAUUUAUAAAUGAGUCAAUGAAUAGCGACCAACUAUGUUUUUCUAUUAUGACUGCCCUGAGAAAUUGACACUCUUUUUAUUCAAACAAUUCUGCUGAUAAACUUUUACUUUUAACAAAUAUUUGAUUAUGACAAUGUACAAAAACACUUUAUGUUGUUCUAUGCAUAGAAAAUAUGUGCGAGAUGGUUACUUCAACCAAUACAAUUUAUAGAAUUAAUGAACUAAUUCAUCGUAAUAUUGUUAAUAUAUUCAAAUUAUCUUUAUAUGACAGUGCCGUAUUUUAUACGUCCAUUAUUUUAUCAGCAAUACGGACAAUGGUGAAUAAUGAUUUCUAUCAAACGAUGUUCUAUGUAAUACAGUUUAAGUUUUUAACCUUAUAUAUUAUAUAACCACGUAAUGAUGAAAUAGUAAAACACGAAUAAAUGUUUAUAACUUUUCGAUAACCAACAGAACAGAACACAAAGUGAUGCAGUAUUUUACAUAGGCUACCGGUACCAAAAUUGAUUUUAGUUCUUCAUUGAAAGAUAUUAAUUAUUUACGACAACUUUGUUUUGGAACUCACAAUAUGAAGUGUGGACAAUCUUGGUCAGUAAAUUAGUUCACUGUAGUCGUAAAAUUUGUUUGAUGUAAAGUACUAAAGAAGAAUGAAAUUUCAGAAUAUUUCUCACAAAAAUUUCUCUCUCCACCAUCACUCAAUUUCAAAACUGAAGUGUCGAGCGUAUUGAGUUGUUCACGUCAGAUAUAUACAUUAUAUAAAUAAAAUAGGUGUAUUUAUUAUUAUACUAUUCACCACAUACCAUGAAUAAAUAAUAAAAAUAUUUCAUCGCGGUUAUAUGUAUUUAUUCUAUUUUUAAAAUAUUAAACUUACAACAAAUCAAAAAUUUAAUUUCAAAAAUUUAAAUCUUCUUAAAUUCUAUUACGACUUGUGUUCUAAUAUAUCAUAUUAUAUAUGGUAUCAAUAAAUGCGACAAUGUUAUUGAAUAAUUUUAAAUCCACUUUUCGAAUCCAUUCAAAUCAUUCGAAAAUGAGCCUUUUGUUUUAGCCUGUUUAAAUAAAUGAAUCACAGAGAAGCAGUUAAUAGUUUAUGAAAGAAACCAUAACUCUUCAUUCAGUCAGGAUCUAUUUUUUAUUCAAUAUUUAAAAUUCUGUUUGUUAUUUUAUGUUCAUAUUUGUUUCAUUAUUGAAGUAAAUAUAAUUUUCUCAUUUUAGUUAUUUCCCCCUUGCUAAAAUAAUACCAGAAUGAUUUAUAAAGAUGUUGAAUUGGAAUAUAUAUUUAAUAAAUUUAUUGAGUCAUUCUAGUUAGUCGAAUGCUAGCGACUUCUAAGCAAUAAUUGAAUCGAAGUCGAGCUCAAGUUAUUUAUAAUUUUGCGUUGAAUCACAAACCAGAGACCAUAUGUUUUAUAUAUAUAUGUGACAACAACUAACGCUCAAUAUCCAAUGAUUUCAUAAUAGUACAAUACACUCUUACUUGUUAUAUAUAAUGUUAAUUAAUACUAAUAAAUCUUUGAUUUUUUUGUGAAGAAUGGAAUCAAUCAAUAAAUCUUUUGUU
Styela clava is the source of this 3298-nucleotide messenger RNA. RefSeq lists its product as uncharacterized. NCBI's taxonomy places the organism in Eukaryota, Metazoa, Chordata, Ascidiacea, Stolidobranchia, Styelidae. The record is from RefSeq and is a predicted model, not a curated record.